Molecule: messenger RNA, 2316 nt
Organism: Gossypium raimondii (Peruvian cotton)
Lineage: Eukaryota; Viridiplantae; Streptophyta; Magnoliopsida; Malvales; Malvaceae
Product: growth-regulating factor 1
Exons: 4
Coding region: 248-2032 (594 amino acids)
Biological process (GO): developmental process; regulation of DNA-templated transcription; DNA-templated transcription
Cellular component (GO): nucleus
Molecular function (GO): ATP binding
Source: RefSeq, a predicted model, not a curated record
CUAACUUUCUUCUUCUCUCUCUCCAAUUAUUUGAAUAUUUCUUUCUCAAAUAUCAAAUCUUUAUUAUAAACAAACAGCAAGUCUGGUUUGUGUGUGAGCUAAAAAGCUUAGGCCAUAGUAACCAAACACUUAGAGAAAAAAAUGAUCCUUUUUGGACCUUCACAAGCUCAUUUCUUUAGUACUGCUAAUAACCCAAUGCUUGAUUUCUUGAGUGCAGAGUUUGUGUAGCUUUGGUGGGUUUUUCUAUAUGGAUAUUGGGGGUGUAGUGGUGGGUUUAGAGGGGUUUGUGGGUUCAGAGACUGUAGUUACUUCAUCCCUUGUUUCAGAUCCUGAGACAAAGGCUAAGUUGUACGGAUCUGGGUUCCUUAAGCAAGAGAGACCUGGUAAUAAUGAAGAUGUGUUGUUGUGGAGGAGCUCAAAACUGGCUAAAACCGAGGGGGUUUCAGCCUCCGAGGCAAUGCCGUUGUUGCUUCACGACAAGAAUAGUUUAUUGAGAUCUAAUGCUAAUGCUACUACCUCUGUCUUCUCUGAUGGGGUUUCAGCCUCUCAGGCAAUGCUGAGCUUUUCUUCUGCACCUAAAUCCCGAGCUCUUUCAGUGGAUAAAAGCUCCCAAAAUGUCACUUUCCCUUACUUCCACCUCACAUCACCUGCCUCUACUAGAAAUACAGGUUACAACAAUGGUGGAUUCAAUGGUGAAAACAUGCAUGGGGUAUUAUUAGGAGGAGACAGAGGACCAUUUACACCAUCUCAAUGGAUGGAACUUGAACACCAAGCUUUGAUCUACAAAUACAUAACUUCAAAUGUGCCUAUACCAUCUAAUCUUCUUAUUCCUAUAAGAAAAGCCCUUGGUUCUACUGAUUUCUCUAGCUUUUCUGGUGCUCCCCUAAAAACCAAUACAUUGGGAUGGGGAGCUUUUCGUCUUGGGUUCUCGAACAACACUGAUCCUGAACCCGGACGGUGUCGUAGAACGGAUGGAAAGAAAUGGCGGUGCUCGAGAGAUGCAGUUGCCGACCAGAAGUAUUGUGAGCGGCACAUGAAUAGGGGCCGCCAUCGUUCAAGAAAGCCUGUGGAAGGUCAAUCAGGCCAUUCAGCUGGAGCCACUAGCACCACUACCACCAAGGUGAUGUCUACUGUCUCAUCGGCUUUGGCAUCAGUGGUAGUGCCGAUCAGUGGCUGCAGCGAGUCCAACAGCCUUACUGUUGCUCAGCAGCAGUUUAAGAAUUUGCAGCCAGUGACAGCUCCUGUUAAUAGGUUGCUUGUGAACAAAGAAACUUCGGGUGAAAGAUUACAUGAAAGUACACUGGAUCUAAAAUCCAAAGAAAACUCUUUCUUGAUGCCAAUGCAGCAACUGAUCACGUAUGAAGAAAACUUGAGAAAUGAGUUCGGAGUUGUUUUUUCCGACUCACUCCUUAACCCUUCCCAUAAUGACUCUUCCUUGAUUAACUGCAGAACUUUUGGUUCAUCUCAAGACCUUAUUUGUCAAGCAACUGAAUCCCAACAUUCCCUUCGAGAGUUCAUAGAUGAUUGGCCUAAAAGCCAGUCCGAUCGUUCAACCAUUUCCUGGCCUGAAGUUGAUGUUAAAUCGGACAUGACUCAACUUUCCAUAUCAAUACCAAUGGCUGCCUCUGAUUUCAUGUCCUCAACUUCUUCUCCCAGCAAUGAAAAACUGUCUUCAUCACCUCUCAGAUUAUCUCGUGAAUUUGACACUAUGCACAUGGGACUAGGUGUAGGCAGUGUUAUUAAUGAACCAAACCAUAAGCAAGCAAAUUGGAUACCCAUCUCUUGGGAGAAUUCCAUGGGUGGCCCCCUUGGUGAGGUAUUGCACAGCACCAACUCAUCAGCACUUAACCUUAUUACAUGCGAUGAUUGGAACAAUAGUCAUGGGCAGCGGCUAGCCUCAUCUCCCACUGGAGUCUUAACAAAGACUACCUUCGGUUCUGUUUCUAACAGCAGUGCUGGAAGCAGUCCGAGACCAGAGAAUGACCUACUUGGUUCAACCCUUGUUCAUACUUCCUCUUUGCCUGCAUUGUAGAACCACUAUGGUCAAUUAGUGAUAAAAAAACUUUUAAGUUAUUAUAUUAGUCCCUUUAUAUUUUCUAUAAUUUGUACUUUAGAAUUGAGCUAACUAUAAGUACCUAGACAAAGGAAAUUUGUCUGAAAUUUUGGUUUUCAGCACAUGUGUUGGCUUGACUUUGUGUUUAGGAGAGUAAUGGCGGUUGGUUGGUAAGUAUGGCAGUGGAUUAAGUUGCUUGUAACGCUAUAGACAAGGUUACAAUUUCAAUAUAACACUGUAUUUCACUGUUUUGUACUACAAAA